Molecule: messenger RNA, 691 nt
Organism: Pelmatolapia mariae (spotted tilapia)
Lineage: Eukaryota; Metazoa; Chordata; Actinopteri; Cichliformes; Cichlidae
Product: small ribosomal subunit protein eS27-like
Exons: 4
Coding region: 262-516 (84 amino acids)
Biological process (GO): translation; ribosomal small subunit assembly
Cellular component (GO): ribosome; cytosolic small ribosomal subunit
Molecular function (GO): structural constituent of ribosome; RNA binding
Source: RefSeq, a predicted model, not a curated record
UAAAGCAGACCUUUUCCAGUACGCUUUCCAUUCUCUUACAGCUGUGCUGUUUGUCUGUAAAACACGUAUUGUUGUGUAUUCAGCACGGACCUGCUUAGCAAGUAUCUGUUGCCCCUCCCUUACACGAAGACUCCGCCUACUCGAUUCUUAUAACUCAGACCUACACCAAACUACAGGUGGAUUUAGUGACGAGCAUAGCGGGCUUAGUUUGCUAUAUCAUUUAUUUACAUUUGACGAGAAAACCGGACGAUCUGAGCAAAAAUGUCUCUGGCUAAGGAUCUGAUGCACCCAAGUUUUGCGGAGGAGAGGAGGCGGCAUAAGAAGAAGAGGCUGGUGCAGAAUCCAAACUCUUACUUCAUGGAUGUUAAAUGCAUGGGGUGUUACAGGAUCACCACCAUCUUCAGCCAUGCCCAGACAGUGGUGCCCUGCGCAGGCUGCUCUAUAAUCCUCUGUAGGCCACGAGGUGGGAAAUGCAGACUGACAGCAGGCUGCGCCUUCAGAAAGAAACAGACAUGAACAGUAAUGAACCUGGAACCAUGCAGCAGAAACGCCCAAGGAUAAUCGAGGCUGAGCGAUGCCACGUUGCAAAUCCUCAGCAAAUAGAGAAAUUGCCUCUAUUUAUCUAAAUGAGUACGAUUUUACCCCCGUGUGGGGCUGAAUGAGACAGAAUCAUAUCCAUGUACGCUCCAAA